AUGUUGUCCAAGCUAGUGAAGCUCAACAACGGUUCAUAUCUCCCAUACAUGGGAUUGGGCACCUGGGAACUCAGGAACGCCACCGAAGUUGUCAAGGAAGCCCUGAACAUCGGGUAUCGCCUUAUCGAUACCGCAGUUUUGUACGGUAACGAGAAGGAGUGUGCCCAGGGCGUGCUGGAGUGGAUGAAGGAGGACCCAGAGCACAACCGAAGAGAACAUGUUUGCUACAUCACCAAGCUGUGGACCAAUCAGCACGGCUACGAAAACGCCAAAAAAGCAAUUAAAGGGUGCUUGGAGCAAAUCGACGGCCUGAAAUACAUUGACUUGCUCUUGAUUCAUGCCCCUACACAGGGCAAGAAAAUGAGACUUGAGACAUACCAAGCCAUGCAGGAGGCGGUUGAUGAAGGCGUUGUGAAGUCAAUUGGCGUGUCCAACUACGGAAUUGGCCACUUGAAAGAGCUGCUAUCCUGGCCGGGUCUCAAAUACAAACCUGUUGCCAACGAGAUCGAGGUUUCUCCAUGGUGCAUGAGGCAAGAGCUUUGCAACUUUUGCAUUGAAAAUGACAUCGCUGUUAUCGCAUUUGCUCCAUUUUCUCACGCCAAUCGCAUCAACGACCCUGAUGCGGUUGCAAUUGCCAAGAAAAAAGGCGUUACACCUGCUCAGGUCCUCGUUAGAUGGUCGGUUCAAAAGGGUUACGUUCCCAUCCCUAAAACUAAAAAUCUAGAUAGAUUGGCCACCAAUUUCGACGUCCUUUCUUUCGAAUUGUCGGAUGAGGAGAUGAAAACACUUGAUCACCCAGACGUUCACGAUCCUUCCGACUGGGAGGUCACCACCUGUCCAUGA
This is a messenger RNA of Ogataea angusta, 843 nucleotides long. RefSeq lists its product as uncharacterized. Gene Ontology annotation, molecular function: oxidoreductase activity. The transcript has a single exon. NCBI's taxonomy places the organism in Eukaryota, Fungi, Ascomycota, Pichiomycetes, Pichiales, Pichiaceae. The coding region runs from base 1 to 843 and encodes 280 amino acids. The record is from RefSeq and is a predicted model, not a curated record.